Messenger RNA from Cyprinodon variegatus (sheepshead minnow), 667 nucleotides. Its product is annotated as ladderlectin-like. The transcript is spliced from 5 exons. Lineage: Eukaryota; Metazoa; Chordata; Actinopteri; Cyprinodontiformes; Cyprinodontidae. The coding region runs from base 1 to 450 and encodes 149 amino acids. The record is from RefSeq and is a predicted model, not a curated record.
AUGGAGCUGCCAAUUACCAGGGUGUCCUUCUCAGUGGGUGCGUCACUGAGAGCUGCUAAUUGUGAUGAUUGCCCUCCUGGAUGGAGUUGGUACGAAAAUCGCUGUUUCCAUUUUGUGAAGGAUGAAAAGAGCUGGGCUGACGCUGAGAGUCACUGUCUCUCGCUGGGUGGACAUCUGGCCUCUUUCCACAGCAAAAACGAGUACAAGUUCCUCAUAGAUCUCAUCUACACCGCAGGACGGCACAAGAACUGUUGGUUUGGAGCUCAUGAUGCAGUGAAGGAUGGCAUCUGGAUGUGGAGUGACGGUUCUAAGUUUGUCUCUGCUCCCUGGGCUAAAAACGAACCAAACAACUUUGGUGGAGAUGAAGGGUGCAUGGACAUCAAGAACGGUGAUGUAAAUGAUCAAAGCUGCACCGAUAAGCUUCCCUUCAUCUGUGCCACAGUCCAAUAACUGGUCUUCUUCUGAUUUCCUGCUUGUAAUGUUAAUUUCAACUAUAUGUGAAGCCUUGAUUACACCACUGCUGGAAAACUACAUGAAAAAUUUGUUGACCUUUAAGUUGAUCACUUCAAUAAACAAUUAUCUUUUUCUGCAAUCUGAUUGUUCAAUUUAAACGCACAAUGGGUAAUCUUCAGGGAUAUCUAAUGGUCAAACAACAGCGACAUGAAUG